ACGCCCCCAUGUUCCUACGGUAACGACUGGAAGCUUUCCUCCAAGAGGAUCAUGGGAAAAACGUUUUGCCUGCAAAACGGAGGGACUUUCGAAUUAUUUUUUUUUAAUCUUAAACCGCAGUUAAACACGUCAUUGUAACGCUAAAUUAGCCAUUAAAGUCACACGACGUCUAAACGAAGAAUAUAAAUCCAACAAAUAUACAGUCAGGUUUUAUUUUGAAGACCAGCGCCUACAAUUUCGCUAAGUGGCUAAUGCUAACAACCGCUAUGUGUGUUUUGAGUGAUUUCAGGAACGACAAAGUCGCAGAACAAAGACAUUAGGUGAGGGGUUUUGAGGUUAAACGUACUAUUCCGGGUGUCACAGAUGAGGAUAACAAUGGUUGUUGCGAAGAGAGCGUUUCUUCUUCAGCAGGGUGGCAACUGGAGAUGAGCUGCCAUAGAGAGGAAUUCCUGAGGGCAUCACUAAACACGAAUGUUGCCUCCCUGUCAACAUGGAGCUCAAGCUGGAGGUUGUUUUGUGCUCCAGCAUCAAACGGAAGAAGCCAUGGCCGCGCUUCUGUUGGCUUGGACAGGAGAAGGAGUCUGUCUUCCUGUUGGAUGACAAGAGGAUCAGCGAGAUCAACAUGGUCAAUGGUCGCACCAAGAAGAAGACCCCGAAACUCCAUCCUUUGCUUAACAAUGUGGUGACAAUGGCUCCGUCGGAUAAUGGUUUGUGGUUCAGUGGACUUUUAAGAACGGGAGAGAUGUUUUUAUGGAACCGGGAUAAAGACUUGUUGAAGACAACUGUAGCUGUCCCUGAAGUUGCUCAGUUGAUUGCUGCUACCCAAGGAAAUGCUCCUCGGCUCUCGGUCCAGGUGUCAGGUGACGGCAUGCGCGUCCUGGUGGUCUCUACAUUGGGGCAUUUUUUUCUAUGGGAGUGUUUGGAUGUCGGAGACUUGAAGGCGGUGCCAGGUGACACCAUUAAAGGACGCUGGGCUCAAAUACAGCCACUUCACGAUACCGUUCUGCCCACCAUAAAUGACAAAGAAACAUACCAGUGUGCCAUCUUUUUGAAGACACAGUCUAUGGGUGACGUCUGCCUAUCAGCGUUUGUAUUCACAUGUGGGAAGAAGCUAAUUAUUACCUACCUCAAAAUCCAGUGGAUGGAUGACCACAUGAACUUGGGUUCCAUGGGAUACAGCAUACAAUGGGCCACCAAGACCUACUCCAUGUCCCAUUUUAACCCGACCUGCCACCCGGUGAAGUCCAGAGGGGCGCUGGUGGCUGACUUUUCACCUGACGGACAACUCCUAGCCAUUAUUUUGAAUCAGCGGCAGCCUAAGGCGACACAGGUUCUAUUUGUGAGCACACAGAACUUUGUCUCCGUAUCCAGCGGCCUUGGUGGUUGUGGGUGUAAAGCUGAAGAGAUUCCUUCUAAGUACAUAAGGUCAUACUGGGUGGGCAGUCUAAGCUGGUCACAUGAUGGCCUUUUUCUGGCCUGUGUUCUGAAGAGAGGCGCCCUUCUCAUCCUGGCUCGUCUUGGCGGGCUGCUCUCUCUGACAAGCAGUGGUUGCAAUGUUGACUUUGGACCCGCGCACUUCAUCCCCCUGCACCCGCUGGUCACUUACCGGCCACAGGCUGAGGCCGGGAGAGCAGAAGCCUAUCUUUCCAGCUCGAGCGUCUCAGCGCGAGAUAUCAUGAGGCAGCGAUAUUCCGUGACCUGGCAUCCUCGCCUUUUGUACUGCAUUGUUUCUGACGGCUACAUGGCCACGGUAUUGAGGGUCCUGAACAGACCGUCACCUGCAAUGUUGGUGAAAGCUGUGCUGGAUAAAGCCAGCAAAGACCUGUGGAAGGCCGGCCAGCUUCUGGAUACAUCACAGAGUUACGUGAAGGUGUUGUUGGAUUAUGUUGCAUCAUACCACAAUCUGGACCAUGGCUUUGAGGAGUCCAAAUCAUUGACUACAAGUGUGCCUCACGCUGCCGAGUCUGUCCCUUCUGCAGCCACGCUAGAGUCCUCUGUACCUCUUUUUCUUCAGGACCAGGGCCACUUCAGUGGCACAAAAGAGCUACUUGAAAAAGUGCAGACCUUCUUUGACGAUGAUUCUGAAGUAGACGGACCUCCUCCUGGCUCUCAGCCAGCGGAAGGCCGUCUGGAGUUUGCCUCCAUGUUUGAUACACUUCACGCGCUGGACUCCGAGACUGAUUCUAAACUGGCGCCUAGCCCCGUUCCAGAAGAAGACUCUGAGGAGACCACACGCUGUCUUCACCAUGAACUUGUGAAGAUCCAAAAUGGGCUUUUGACAGCUUGGGCUCUCUGCAUGUCUCUGGGAAAUGCAGUGGAAAACCGAGCCCACCUACUGAAAUACGCUGUCUAUCGGGUAGCACAACUUUGUGCUUUUCUCCACUUGAUCCCAAGCGCCGAUGUCCACUCAGGGACAAGUAGUUCAUUGGGAUCUUCUUGGCUCCUGCAACUGCUCAAAACACUUUUAUCAUUUCUUCCCUGGGAUCACUCAAGCGAGCCUCAUGUCCUGGGACUGGUGGUGGAGCUAAGCAAGCAGCUGGCACACUUGCUGCUGGGCCCUCAAACUGAGGCCUGCCCAACAGGUCGGUUAGACGGUCUGCGUGGAGCUGUUUCCAUUCUAAAUCUGGUCUCUGAUGCCCUCGACCGCGCCUACAGCCUACAGCCAAGAAGUGUGUGGUCUUCAGCAGAGAAGGACCCUCAAAUUGCAUCCUCAGAUGUCUACCAUGUGCCUGUACUACAGGAUCACAGGGAGGACAAUUGUGGGGUUGUACAUCAGUGCCCGUCUGUACCCCAGAGACCAUCCAGCAGGCUGGUUGGGGUGUGGCAUUGGGUCUAUAGCAUCACCCGGCAAUACCAAGAGGAGGUGCGAGAUGGAAACAGCUUUGGGGAGGAUGAGGAACAGCUGUCUGUAAUCAUGUCUGAGAUCCAAACAGCUCUGCAAGCUGCUGGAGAACGACUUGAGGAGGGUCCUUCACUGCUGAAUUACACAGGUGAACAGCAGUUCCUGUGUGGCUUGUAUGAAAAUAGUGCUGAGACAUGGCGGUCACAAAUUUGGGAACAGAGUGAAAAAGGUUCUCGUCGUAGUGUCUUCCUGGAGACAAGGCUAUGCUUGGCUCUCCUCUACAGCAUGUUGGCUCAGUACCACCUGAGAGAAGCCAUGGAGUUGGGAGAACACAUGGCCCACUUGGUGCUGCACAAUGCCGGACAUUACAGUAGCGACGCAACUUGCACAUACGAGCCGCUGUUGCCCACGAACCUCCACCACGACGCUGCCUGCUCUGUGAUUCAUGCUCUGGCGAGAUUCAUGGCCUCCUAUUUCACUAAUCAGCCUCUUAAAAUCUUGCCUCCGCACAAUGUGGCCGUUCUGCCACCGCUACAUCUACCUCAUGCCUCAAAUGUGGCACGUCUGGUGCCACUCAGCCAGGAGGAGGUGGCUCGAGCGGUUCGCCAGCAGCACUUGUCAGAGAAGUGGACCGUGGACUACGCCCUAGAUCUGCUUCUUCUCGGGGGUCUCCUCCCAGAGACUGCAUGGCUGGCGUACAAUCUUGGGGACUGGAAGACCGCGGCCUCCGUUAGCCUAGCUUACAAUAAUUUCUGCACUGACCACUUGGACUUCACGCGGAUUAACAGACAGGAACUUCACCUCCCGAAAGCUUUGCUCCCUCAGAGUAUUUUUCAAGCAGAGUUGCAAUGGCUUCUUGACAAUAACACUCUAGAGCCCAGGGAUAUCACCGACAAGAGCUGUAUAGACCCUUUGGAAGAAGAAGACUUGGCUGUGUUACAGGUGUCCAUCCAGGAGAUCCUGAAGGCAUCUGUCAUGGCUGAUGUGAACGUGUUGUCUUCACCCUUGACCUCCUUGUUGGACUCAGCCAAGGACCUGUGCUCAGGCCUGCCUGCAUUGGUGCACAGUGGACUGUAUUUGCCGUCCCCGCCUCUUUAUUGUCCUCAGCCUUCCCCCAACACACAGGAUCCGGUAGGCACGGUGGGGCAGCUUGCUGAGGUUACAACACGCCACAAAGUGUCUGGAGUUCUCCAAAGGAUGCUACUACUCCUCAGGGCUGCUCAUUGUUGUCACCCUGCUGCUCAGUGGUACAUCAGUCAUCUACGCCGUGCUAGGCAUCUACUCUUUAAGAUCAAGAAGCGGUACUGUUACCCCUCUGCUCUUGACGAGGAAAAGGUUCUCCCAGAAGGCUUGAGGAAGUUUGUCAGCCAUGGAGGAUUCUUCAAACGGGUCCCAAACAACAAGAACCUGGACGUGGAUGCUAUUCAAACUAUUAUCUGUUUUAGGGAGCUGUGUGGUUUAUGCUGGAUGCUUCACGUCAGAGACCAUCUUUCCAUUGCCUGCAGGAAGUAUCAGGCUGCCAGAAUGCAACAGGCUGAUUCAGAGAUUCUAUCAGCCUGCGUGGACGCUGUUCUCUGGGCCCAGCGUUAUUUGCCCUUUUCUCACUUCCUGAAUGCAGAGGAAAUCCUCCAGGACCUCAUGCUCAGCCUGGUGUCUGAACUGCCACCUCUUGCUCUGGUGGCAGACACACUAGUACUCGCCUUCCCUGAGAAGGAGGAGUCUGUCAGAGUCCCCUUAAGGGAAAAGUAUAAGUCGCUGCUGCAGAGGCUGGAGCAAUGCAGUGUCACUGAGGGGAACAAACAGCAGGCCAGUGGCUCAAUGACAGUUGUGAUCCAAGACAAACUCAAGCAGAGGAGAAAGCACCUUGGGCGUAUGCUCAGGCACCUGGCUCCUCUUGAGCUCCGACUGUGGGGGAAAGAGGAUGAAGAAGAUGAUGGGGGAUGCAGACCGGGGAUGUCCGUGCCGAGGCAGCUCUCACCUGCCAUGAGCGUGAGCACCAGUACUUUAACAGACGGAAAUACAGAGGAAGUUGAGGUUGUCGCUUCUACCCCGCACAGCCAAUCCAAAGCAAGAGUGGCAAAGGAUAACAAAAAAAAGACUUCUGUUCCAGCGAGGAGUGGGACUAGAGAGCAAAAUGUCAGUCACUGUGAUGCAGCGCUUCCUUCCCUCCCGGUAGUAGGUACCUGGGAGUUUGAACUCGAGGAUGACGAGUAUCUAAACUUUCUCGAGCUCUUCCUUAGCUACAUGCUGGAGAAGGACAGCGCCGAAGGCGGCGAAUCUCCCUUACUGAAAUCUUUUGGUUCCACGGUGAGGGAGAGAGAGCUGCAUUCGCUCACCUUUGAUGUACUCACCACGAUGCACCGACGCCAAAGAGAAAGUGGGCAACAUCUGGCGAGGAAACACCGUGACAACGAUCUUCCCGUUUUCAGAGCCGGGGGCUGCCACAGGACAGUGAAACGUGGCACAACGCCUGAGUCGCAAACGUCAACGAGCCUCUCUGCCCUCGCUGUGUCUGGGAGACAAAGUGGUUUGUUUAACCGACAUCAGAGCAGUACACCAUUACAGAAAGCCUCUGCUUCCGAGUCCAACCAAAGUGCCUUGCAACCAACAGAGUGUUGUUCAAUAUCUGUGGAAGCCAUUGUAGAAGUGCAACAGGUCUUAGAUCCUAAAUUAGAGGCUCAAUUCCCAGAGCUUGGCAGGCUUCUGGAGUGGAUGUUACGCUGGGCUGACAGAAGGGUUCUCCAAGGGCAUCCUGGCAAAAAGAAGCAGCAGAACAAAGAAGGAACGUCCGAUAAAGGAAUAGUCAUGCGUGUCAAAGCGUCUGCGCCGGCCGUCCUCACCUCUCUCAGCCUGCUGGAGCGCAGGUUCACUCCUCAGCACGAGCCCAACUACUUCAUUGGUCGCGUCCAAGUUCCGGAACCACAAUGGACUGUUGCCCCCAUGGUGCGACCCGAGGAGGGCAUGAGGCUGGAGCGAGAGAGCAGUGUUGAUACCGGCUAUCCCGGGUCGGCGAACACUCCCAUUGGUGCUCUCGAUCACAACCUACAGCAAAGAGAACCUUCCAUUGGUUCUCAUGCAGAUGAACCCGCAGUGAUGAUGUUUCAAAGGACGCCUCUCCCUGACGACCCAGAUGACGUCAAUGUCAGCGCUCCCAGGUCUGUCCCAAUACAACAGCGACCAUGCUUUGACGAUUUGGAUGUUACACCUGAAAAAGAAGGCAAAAGUGACAAUGACUGCACUGAACUGUCGUCCUCGUUCUCCAAUACGAUCAUAUCCGAAAAUCCUUGCUCACCUCAAAUGAGUUUAAAGGUAGCAGAUCUGAUGGAGACAUCCAGCUCCGCAUCUCUCUCCAGUCAAGCAGGAAGCCAUCCGUCCACCCAAACAUCAAGUGAUCCAAAUCCCCCAAACACUAAGGCAAUCCAGCCUGAAGAAGAGCAGCACACCAGUAGGCCAGUCGACCAUCCAUCACGUUCUCAGCCCCAUCCUUCCAUACCCUGUGCACCCACUGUGGAUCCUAUCGGCCCUAACCAUCCACCCAACAUUCAGCCAUCACCACUGAGGCAGCGUGUCGGUGAAGAUUUAUACAGACUGGUCCAGCACAUCAACUACAUGAGCCUGAUGGAGGUUUUGGGAGCUUCCUUUUUCAACCUGCAGCUCGCACAGCAGAAUUCAUCCUUACAUCCUGUCGCGCCUUCAUCACAUGUCGCCAAUGUCACACCUCAACAAAACCUUACCACCCCCCAAUCACAACAAAUAUAUGUGCCAAAUCCAGAAUCUAACAACCCAGCCUCCAUGUAUGCACAGCAGCUUCCCAUACAGAGCCUUCACAAUGAACCCUCUCCAGCAAAUGUUCAAUACCACAACACCAGGAAUCUACCCUCCAGUACACAUGGAAAUUAUCAGGGACUUCAAGCCCGUUCUGUGCAAGCGGAGUCGACAGAAGUUCAAAUAAGGAACAAGAACUUUACCCCACCUGCUCAAGGGCUUCUCAUCACCAAUGGCACCAGUCACGCAGCGCCCUCAAGUGGGAACGUUAAUAUUGGCCAAUCUUCUCAAGCUUCAGGUGUAAAAUUACUUCAGCUCCAGCAGACAUUUCAGCAGGAGCCUAAUGUGCCACACGCUCCAAGCCAUGCCACUGUAGAACCAAGCAUUAGAGCUGCAUCAGGGACGAGAGACAAGAAAAGAAGGAUUUGGUCUUCAACUACAAAAAAGCUUAUCCGAUUUAGCCAUAGAGAACCCCCUGAGUCCACCCCAAGGAAACAGCGGUCCGAGGGAUCUGAGCAGACGGCUCAGAACUUUGCAUCGACACAUGGACUUCGUCUGCUGCACUUGCAGGCGGGUCCACAAGGACACAUCACAUUCCCCAGAAUACCAUCGCCGCCUCCCCUGUCCCGGCCGUUGAUUAUCCCUGCCGUUCCACUGGGAGAAACACCUAAGCUCCAGCUUCUUCAUAUAAACCCCAGACCAAGAAUAAUGUCCACCCAAGCGCCCCGCUUGUCCCAAAAGAUUCGCCUGAUCUCCUUGGAGGAGUUGACGGGCUUAGUGGCGGGAAGGCGCAACUCUGAGGAGGCUCGACUCCAGCUACUCAGAGUAAAUGACCCCACUGAAACAAGCAGAGGGGCUACACCCACCUCGGACUCCAGCAAGAGGCAGAAGAGGAGAGAGAGGGUACUGAGAGCAAGUGAAACAAACGAGUCUGCCAUUAUUACACAAGUGCCAAAAAAGGAGCCACUUGUUGCAGAGGUAAAGACCCCUGCAAGAGUUCCUGCCAUCAAACCGGGAUCUAUCAACUCUAUGCCCACUGGGCGGACAUUACUGGACAGGGCAACGUCUACCUCAGCCGAGCUUCAUGCCUUCGCUUCCACGUGUAAAAGACCACCCGAGUGCCUCGAUGCGUUCACCAACACAGAGCCAAAGUGUCCCCCCAUGCUUGUGGAUAAAGCGGUGUCCACCCAAGCAUCUGUAGCAGCCAUCACUUCUGAAGAGACAGGACAGCUGCGUGAAGAGAGCCCUCCUAGAGAAACACAUGACAUCCUACCAUCACAAGAGAAAAUUAAUUUGGAUCAGGUCAGCCGCAACUUCCUGAGCGUCUUGGAUAUUGAGGAGCGCGCACAGCAUCAGGAUUUACCACCUCUCAGCUCAGGAAGGCUGGAAAGAAAAGAUGCUCCCGCCUCGAGCCCUCCUGUACUCACCCCUGCUCAGCUUCAUUUACUUGCAGCUUCCAUCGUUAGUGGCACUCAUCCUGCAGCUCAAGAUCCACAUCAGUCAGUCAGAAUUUCACAACAAACCACGAAACCCAUCACACAGUCAGGUCUCCUUGAGGACUCCGCUUCAGUCAGCUUCACUGAGCCACAAAGACUUACUCCACCUCACGUUGACGAUUCACCUGACUCUGAUCUCUAUAAAGCCAUUAACACACCACAGAUAGAUAGACCUCACAGUCCUCCAUUAAAAAACCCUACUGCCUGGUUCUCAUCCCGCCUGUCGGAGCUGGAUUCACAGCUAGCCGCUCUCCAGAACAUUGCUGACUGCUUGGAGAAUGACCUUCCUGGGUCUAAAAUCGCAAAUGAGUUGGUGAACAAGCCUGAGCACGCCUCUGCAGUCUCGGCCCCAAAGCCCGUGAUGGCAGCUAGAAAAACAGUUAGACUGUUUCUCCCUGCGGAAGAGCACAAAACAGACCUGGAACUGAGCCAAAACAGUCAAAGAAAGAAUGCCUUUGCGGGCAAAUCUACGCAACCACCUCAGGCCCUACCACAACCUGCUAUUUGGAAGAUGGAUAAUAAAGAGGAUCAGGAAGAAGAAAACCAUCACAUGCUUCACCAUAACUCCUCUACCCCAGACGGAAAGACACCAUCUCUGCAUCCGUCUUUUUCUUCUCAGCUUGGUCACGGCUCCUCCCCCUCCUCUCACCACAGCGCCCCUCCAAAGCUAAAGAAUCUGUCACCAGGCACAUUGGAAACAUUUGACGAGACAGCUAAUGGGAGUCUGGACCAAAUGGGGUUGUCUGAUACCAUGGAAAUCCUGGAAGGCUUAGUAAGGGAAGGUUAUUUAUCCCAGACUGACCUGGAAAUGUCAUUUUUGGGCCCGUCUGCACUUGACUUGAGCAGCAGACAGGAGAAUCAAAGCUCUGACUUAUCACUGAAACGUGCUCUCGCCGAUGACGAGAGGAGAGAGCUGAGAAUGUGGAUGAGGCGGAAGCAGAGGGAGCGAGGGUCUGUUUAUCAGAAACAGAGAGCGAGCCUACGGGAGAGAGAGCGCAAACCUUUUUCAGCAUCGAGGACAUUGAAAUCUCCUAACCAUGGGACCAUUUCGAGGAACAAAGAGGAAACGCAAAAGGCAAUGCUCCUGAAACAAUUCAACCAGAGGAUCCGUGAGGCCACUUCCUUGGCUGAUCAACUUGGCAGCAACAUCUUCACACCAUCUCGUACUUUUGUGAUUGACGAGAGUCCGAUGCCCGCCCCUGCCGUCACUACUGUCCGGUGUGCCUCUGCACCACCAGGCACUAGCAAUCGCAGAGCAAAAUCUUUGUCGGGUUUCAGCCAUGAGAAAAAAAGUCUGAAGCAUCCUUCAGGACAAACACAUGCCCAGCAUCGGCCUUGGACUGCGGAAAUUCCAGGACAACCUUCCGAGGACAGCAAGAGGCUGCCAAGACCAGGGACCUCUCUGUCAAGGGAACAUCCGAUCUCCCCACAAGGCUUGCUGUCCUCCACAGAGAGCCACGAGGAGCAGCAUUUCAGAAAUAUGAAGCAGCAAAGAAAGGUGGCAGACAUGGAGGAGAGCGAUGCAGCCAAUCCAAGAGGCCCCUCUUCAGAUGUUUUCAAGUUACUUGGCUUGGACAAGACAAAAACUGAGUUACUUGCAGGGCUUUCAGACCAGCAGGAUGAUGGUGCCAUAGGUGGUGCGUCAGGCAUGGAAUGGCUGAACAAGGUGACAGAGAGCGGUGGUAGCAGCCUCAGCGAUAUCGACUGGGCGGCCAUCGAGAAGAUGGCAGCUGCACAUAACUGAUGUGCCUUUUCAAUAUAGCUAAUAUUGUAACUUAGUACUGUAUAUGACAUCUGCGAUUAUAUUUCUACUUUUUACAUUUUUGUUAUGUAUCAUGUUUUCAAAUGUGUUGAUUUUGCACAGACUGU
Molecule: messenger RNA, 9972 nt
Organism: Doryrhamphus excisus (bluestripe pipefish)
Lineage: Eukaryota; Metazoa; Chordata; Actinopteri; Syngnathiformes; Syngnathidae
Source: RefSeq, a predicted model, not a curated record